This is a messenger RNA of Macrobrachium nipponense, 1254 nucleotides long. RefSeq lists its product as uncharacterized. The record is from RefSeq and is a predicted model, not a curated record. Bases 1 to 1254 code for a protein of 417 amino acids. Lineage: Eukaryota; Metazoa; Arthropoda; Malacostraca; Decapoda; Palaemonidae. The transcript has 5 exons.
AUGACUGUUGGCCUAGAAAACAAGAUUGUUCAGUGUGCCGAUGAUGCAAAAUUUUUGGGUGUAGUAAAGUCUCCACUUAUGAGAAAUGAAGCUGCCCUCAUCCUCAGUCGGGACUUUGACCGGGUCAGGGAAUGGUGUAGUCGGUUCAUGAGGAAGAGUUCCCAAAAACCAUCGAUCGUUUUUGGCCUUUCCAGCCAGCGAAAAUUGGGAAUUAAAAGGCGGAUUUCGUGCGCGUCCACUUGGUUCAUGGCGGCCGAAUUCGGUGACCCUGCGUCCGGGGAGUGUGGUAUGGAGCGCAAGCCGGAGCCACAGAGGCCACCCCCACCUCCUCCUCCUCCUCCUCCUCCUCCUCAUCCUCAUCCCCAUCUUCCUCCUCAUCCUCAUACUCAUCCCUCUCCUCCUCAUCCUCAUCCCCAUCUUCCUCCUCAUCCUCAUCCUCCUCCUCCUCCUCCUCCUCCUCCUCCUCCUCCUCCUCCCAGUAGCACCUCUCUCCUCCCCGCCAUCCAGAUGACGCCCAGAUGGUGCUACCGGCAACAAAGUGACCAGAUGAUGCUUAACAAAGCAGCAACAGUUGCAAGUGCAGCACAUGGAGAGCAGGCGAUUCUGGAGAAAGGGGGGAAUUGCUCUCAACUCCUUACUCCCCACUCCUUGCUCUCCAAUCCCUACUCCCCAUCCCCUUACUCCUUAUCCCGACCCCCUUCUCCUGACCCAUUACACACCACCUACUCCCCACUCCCUUCUCUCCCACCCUUUACUUCACUCCUCACUCUCCACUCCUCACUCUCCACUCCUUACUCCCCACUCCUUACUCCUCCACCUUCUACUCCCCAACUCCACACCCCAGCCCCACCUGCCCUAGAGCGAGGUAGAGCAAUCCAGGAAAUACGGAGAAAGGCUGGAAUUCCACAGCAGGAUCGUGCUGCAACGCGGUCACCUGACAACGGCUAUAAAGCAAUUGGACGCCGAGAGCCAUCCUGCGAGGAUGCAGCAGCGGGGCGAAUGAGCCAUCCCUGGACGGAAUCACUGAGAGGGAACAGCCAGCAGGGUAGGACAAUUGCACCGGCAGCAGAAACAAUGUUCCAGCCGUGUUAUUGCAUUAUAAAGCCACGUGAGAACACCGCCUGCAGGGACAAGGACGCGGAAUCCUUCAACUCGAAACUCCGCCAACGUGGCUGUCCCAUGUCACCGUCGGGAGUCGCCUGCGCCUUCCACAAGGUCUUCUACAUCGUCAUCAUCGUCCAGGUCUUUGAUUAG